AUGGCCUCUCUCGGGUGGGAGUCCGGUGCUUACAUCUCUCUCUGUGGUGAGGAGUGGGAGACGCGGCGGGGGCUGAUGUCUGACAUGACCCUCUCUGCAGGCGCCCAGUGGGAGCUGGAGCCUGAACUGACCCACUGUUUGAAGUCGCUAAAGGUGGUUGGUGACACCGUCCUCAGCAGUGGUCAGCAGUGGUCAGCAUUGGUCAGAGUCAGGAGGCACGUGGGGCAGUCUGGAUGCUCCAGGACUGCUGAGGAAGAGAGGAGCGAGGAGAGAGAGAGGGAGGAGCAGGAAAAGAAGGCGAGGAGAGGGAGGAGAGGGGAGGAGAGGAGAGGGAGAAAGGAGAGGGAGGGGAGAGAGAGGAGAGCGAAGAGAUUAGAGAGAGACGAGAGAGCGGAGAUGGAGGAGAGAGAGGAGAGCGAAGAGAUUAGAGAGAGACGAGAGAGCGGAGAUGGAGGAGAGAGAGGAGAGCGAAGAGAUUAG
Messenger RNA from Knipowitschia caucasica, 480 nucleotides. Lineage: Eukaryota; Metazoa; Chordata; Actinopteri; Gobiiformes; Gobiidae. The record is from the annotation of a GenBank genome assembly.